Molecule: messenger RNA, 1179 nt
Organism: Helianthus annuus (common sunflower)
Lineage: Eukaryota; Viridiplantae; Streptophyta; Magnoliopsida; Asterales; Asteraceae
Product: vicilin-like seed storage protein At2g18540
Exons: 3
Coding region: 1-1179 (392 amino acids)
Source: RefSeq, a predicted model, not a curated record
AUGAGCAGUUCUUCACAUCAUCAGAAUGUUGGUCUUUAUUACAAAGGUAACAUACCUUCGGUGAAAGCUGGUGAUUCACCAAAGACAGCAUUUAGUGGUGAGAAGACAAAGGAACCACAGAAAAGCUCAUCAAGCUACAAUCCAGGAUAUCACUUAUCUUCUGCAAAAGCUAAUCCUGAAGAAUCAGAGGAAAUACUGUGCAAAAUUGCUCUUAAGCUAAAGAAUUCUCCAGCUUUGAGCAUCAACUCUGCUAAGAAGCAAAUGAGCUUCCUUGCAUCUGCAAUUUACCACCGUAGCAAAGAAGAGCCGAAAAUGAUCGAAAAUAAUCCCAAAGAGAAGUCAAGAGCAUGUGCAGUAAUCCAUGAUGAUGAAGGGUAUGAUUGGAGUGAGAUUCUUCUAGAAGAAGAUCGUGUUGAUUAUCAAUUUAAAAUUAGAACAAAGGAAGACGCUGAAAUUCCUUAUAGAAAACAUGAUCAUUAUGCUUUUGUUGCUGAAAUCAAAGAGAAAACCAGAGAAGAGAUUCUGAAUGAGAAAACCUACAGAGAAAGAUGCAUUGUGGGAUACAGAAUCGAAGAUAUGGAAAGAGAGUAUGGAGAAGCAAUAAGCAACAAAAGAUGGGAUAAGAAGAGAGAAUGUUAUGUGAACAGGGAUGGUGAACCGGUUGUUCAUCCAAGUGAAAUAGUUUUUGAUGAAGUUCUUGCAGUAAUUCCUUUAUCCGGCGAGUACUACUCAAAUGUUGAAAAAGACAAAAACUUCAAGAAAAGGCUGGAUAAAAUCAUCAGAGAUGCUAUGACAUCAAGUCUGAGGAAGAGGGAUGAAGCAAGAAUGAAGAAAAAUGUGGAGUGUAUGGUGGAUGAGUUAAAGAAGGUGGUUGAAGAAGUAAAAGAAAAGGAAGAGAAGGUAGAAGAAAAAGUUGAAGAACCAGUUACUAAAGAACAGAAGGAUGAUGAGGAAGAAAAGAAGAAAGAAGAAGAAGAGCUGAAGAAUGAGAGUUUGAAUGUUGGUGAUGAUGUCGAUGCUGGUGAUAAGAAGAAGAGUGAAGUUUAUCAGAAGCAGACAGAAGCGAAAGCCGGAGUGCCAAUCACUGAGGUGCUCAAGAAAUUUGAAGACUGUGAUAAUGGAAAACAGAGCGGCCUGGCACAAGGAGAGGAGAAGGUUGCUGAUCUCUGCAACUGUUGA